Chenopodium quinoa (quinoa) is the source of this 708-nucleotide messenger RNA. RefSeq lists its product as uncharacterized. NCBI's taxonomy places the organism in Eukaryota, Viridiplantae, Streptophyta, Magnoliopsida, Caryophyllales, Amaranthaceae. The record is from RefSeq and is a predicted model, not a curated record. The coding region runs from base 1 to 708 and encodes 235 amino acids. The transcript has a single exon.
AUGGAAGUGUUUGAACGAGUGUUUUGGGCCUUCGGUCCUUGUAUCGACGGUUUUAAACAUUGUAUGCCUGUUAUCUGUAUCGAUGGGACGCACUUGUACGGGAAGUACAAAGGAACACUGUUGGUUGCUACAAGUGUGGAUGCAAGCUUCCAAGUAUUUCCGCUAUCAUUUGCGGUGGUUGAAGGGGAAAACACUUCCAGCCGGUCUUGGUUCCUAGGCUGCAUUUGGGUUCAUGUCACGCAACGAGAUGGCCUCUGUGUUAUAUCUGAUCGACAUCUUGGGAUCAUUGCAGCAAUGAAUGAUCCUAACGUUGGAUUCAUCGAGUCGCGAGCCUAUCACAGGUUUUGUGUUCGCCACAUAGCUUCUAACUUGAAGACUCACGUGCGAAGUAACGAAAUGAGAGAUAUGUUCAAGGUUGCGGCAUACCAAAGGCAGGAAAGAAAACUUCAAGCUGAUCUGUGUUUCAUCGGUGAGGCAUGUACCAAGGCCAUGGAGUAUAUUUUUCAAGUCCCGUUCACUAUGUGGUCUCUCUUUCACGACGCUGGUCGUAGAUAUAGGAUAUGUACUACAAACUUCUCUGAAACAUUUAACAAUGUGUUAAAGGGAGCUCAGUUUCUACCGAUCAUGUCCCUUGUCGAGUUAACUUUCCACGGAGUUAACAAGUAUUUCACUUUGAGAAGGGAGUCUUCUGAGGCUAGGUCUGAAUAG